Molecule: messenger RNA, 645 nt
Organism: Notothenia coriiceps (black rockcod)
Lineage: Eukaryota; Metazoa; Chordata; Actinopteri; Perciformes; Nototheniidae
Product: calcitonin gene-related peptide type 1 receptor-like
Exons: 5
Coding region: 1-645 (214 amino acids)
Biological process (GO): cell surface receptor signaling pathway; adenylate cyclase-activating G protein-coupled receptor signaling pathway; angiogenesis
Cellular component (GO): plasma membrane
Molecular function (GO): adrenomedullin receptor activity; calcitonin receptor activity; calcitonin gene-related peptide receptor activity
Source: RefSeq, a predicted model, not a curated record
AUGUCCACACCGCCCUCUGCAGGCAGUUUCUGUAACCGGACGUGGGACGGCUGGCUGUGCUGGGGAGACUCCACUCAAGGGACCAUCAUGCAGAUGUGUCCGGAGUACUUCCUGGAUUUUGACCCUGCUGAGAAGGUUACCAAAGUGUGUAAUCCGGGGGGCCAGUGGUUCCACCACCCAGAGAGCAACAGAAUUUGGACCAACUACACCCAGUGUCAGGCCCACACCAAAGACAAACUCAAGUUUGCCAUCAGUCUUUACUACCUGGCCAUGGUGGGUCACGGUCUGUCCAUCGUCUCUCUGAUCAUCUGCCUCAUCAUCUUCUCCUACUUCAAGAGUCUGAGCUGCCAGAGAAUCUCCCUCCACAAGAGCAUGUUCCUCUCCUUCAUCCUGAACUCCAUCGUUACCAUCAUGUGGCUCUCGCUCACUGUGGCCAAUAACCAGGCCAUAACCGCCAGCAACCCUGUGAGCUGUAAGGUCCUGGCUGUCCUGACUCAGUAUACAUCCACCUCCAACUAUUUCUGGAUGUUGUGUGAGGGCAUCUACCUGCACACCCUCAUCAUAGUGGCCGUCUUCGUAGGCGAACAGCAGCUCUUCUGGUACUACGUCCUGGGAUGGGGUGAGUCUGGAGGAUGUGAUAUUUAA